This is a messenger RNA of Hydractinia symbiolongicarpus, 1105 nucleotides long. RefSeq lists its product as uncharacterized. NCBI's taxonomy places the organism in Eukaryota, Metazoa, Cnidaria, Hydrozoa, Anthoathecata, Hydractiniidae. The transcript has a single exon. Bases 134 to 820 code for a protein of 228 amino acids. The record is from RefSeq and is a predicted model, not a curated record.
CAUUGUAGUUAAUAGAAAAAAACACUUCUGCACCAGUCUUUUUCUUUUAACUAUGAUUACACGUAUCGUUUACCUCCUUCAAGUCCUUUACUAUUAAGUCACAUUUAGGAGGAUUUGAGUCGUAUUAAGGAGGAUGGAAGUCGCAUUUAGGAGGAUGGAAAUUGCAUUUAGGAGGAUGGAAGUCGCAUUUAGGAGGAUGAAAGUCGCAUUUAGGAGGAUGGAAGUCGCAUUUAGGAGGAUGAAAGUCGCAUUUAGGAGGAUGGAAGUCCCAUUUAGAAGAAUGGAAAUUGCAUUUAGGAGGAUGGAAGUCGCAUUUAGGAGGAUGAAAGUCGCAUUUAGGAGGAUGGAAGUCGCAUUUAGGAGGAUGAAAGUCGCAUUUAGGAGGAUAGAGAUUGCAUUUAGGAGGAUGGAAGUCGCAUUUAGAAGAAUGGAAAUUGCAUUUAGGAGGAUGGAAGUCGCAUUUAGGAGGAUGAAAGUCGCAUUUAGGAGGAUAGAGAUUGCAUUUAGGAGAAUGGAAGUCGCAUUUAGAAGAAUGGAAAUUGCAUUCAGGAGGAUGGAAGUUGCAUUUAGGAGGAUGGAAGUUGCAUUUAGGAGGAUAGAGAUUGCAUUUAGGAGAAUGGAAGUCGCAUUUAGAAGAAUGGAAAUUGCAUUCAGGAGGAUGGAAGUUGCAUUUAGGAGGAUGGAAGUUGCAUUUAGGAGGAUGGAAAUUGCAUUUAGGAGGAUGGACGUCCCAUUUAGGAGGAUGGAAGUUGCAUUUAGGAAGACGGAAGUCGCAUUUAGAAGAAUGGAAGUUGCAUUUAGGAGGAUGAAAGUUGCAUGAUGGAUGUCGCAUUAAAGUAUCAUCCACAACGUACUCAACCACAGCCUCUCCAUCAGACCCUUAUCUUUUUUGCUAGUCAGCUGCUGUAAUCUCAUACUUGCAUGCCAGACUAAAUGUAUUAAUGUAAGCGGUUUUGAAAUACAGUGGAAUCUCUCUAUCUGGACUACUCUCUAUCUCGAACUUCUCUCUAACUCGAACUAAAGUCUUGGUCCCUUUGUGGCCCGCCAAAGGUAUUUUUCUUUUUCUUUUUCUCGAACAAAUCUUUUGGUCCCUUGCGAGUUCGAG